AUGACGUUGCCGCUCCGAGUCAAGCCUCGCCUUCGCCUCGACCCGGGUGCAUUGCCACUGCCAUCGAGCUUCGUGCAGGCCACAGGGCUCGACAGUCAUCCUCAAUCUUUGCAUUCACACGUAUCCAGCUUCCGCUCAUUACUUCUGGAUAUGCAACUAUAUAGCCCCUCUAUUAAAAUGGUCAAGCAGGUCGGGCUUGGUGGCAUGAUCUCUUGCCCAGUCUUCGGAGAUCAUGACAAGGUCGAAGGCAAAGUUAUCCUAGACCCCAACUGCUCACAAAACGGCCGGCUAACUAUAUCAAUCGAAGGCGUGUUUGAAUAUGUCUCUGUGAAGGAGAAUCUAGACGAUGAAUCUGUCCAGGGACCUCAAACUUCGAAGCACCGGCACAUUUUCUUAUCGUCCUCUGCCAUUAUUCCUAUUUCACCUGUCCCUGACCCGUAUUCUGUCGUUUGCGACGUUUUUGGGGUAUCACAACUAGCCAGUGACUCGAAUUUGACUAGCCCUGCGUCCAGAUCAUGCGAGUUCAGCUUCGAAAUUCCUCGCGGCAGUCGUCCAGGCGAAGAGAUGCCGCCCACCUUCUGUGCCUCAAUGCCAAGCGAUAACAAGCGAGGAUGCCUGUCUUUUGGGGAGAAAGCUGAAGUGUCUUAUCGCGUUACCGCAGUGUGGGAGCCCUCAGAUACGUCGGAAACCAGAGGGAUGCUGGAAGUUCCCAUUCUUUUUCAUCCGGACACGGACUUUCAGUCUAUGGACGGUUCCAAUAUCGCGCCCGAACUAUGGCUCGAAAUGCCUCUUAAACCAGAGCGGUGUAUUCCGUUCCAUUGCGCGGUCACAUUGCCGCGCCCGCAAACGUUUUCUCGACGUACCUCUGUUCCAUAUUUUGUUGUAUUCACAACAAAUCCUCGAUGCGCCGUGCUCGCCCGAGAAAUCGCCGCCGAUGCCACCAUCGCUGUUUCCCUAGUUCGUAAAGUUACCAUAAAGCCCCAGCUACCCCCUACUUCCCCUGACACCACACAACUCAGUGAUGAUCCAGAUAGUCCAUCAGGCCCGCCACGGACCAAGCUCCUAAAGCGUGCAGCAAAGACAGUUGCAACUGCAGUAGUUCGCGUACCAAAGACCCCCGAAGAGCCUUUUUCAGCUGCCGUCCGGUACAAACCACUUCCUGAUUUACCACAAGUUUCCUUCUCGGAAACUCAUACUAUCAAAACACAAGUAUCCGUUGGAUUUCCAAAGCGGCCCCGGCAUCCUAAUGACUCUGGUGGUUCUGAAUGCCAAGCGUAUCUGCCUGAUGGUCUUUACAAGGGCAAAUUUCGGUUGUCAAAGGAUAUAAUACCAGGUGUCGAUUGGCCUGGUGUUAGCGUUAAGUAUUAUUUGGACGUCACCGUUCUCUUUCGGCAGGACGCGCUAAGGGCUUGCGUUCCCAUUCGAGUGUUUUAA
Messenger RNA from Suillus clintonianus, 1434 nucleotides. RefSeq lists its product as uncharacterized. The transcript is spliced from 6 exons. The coding region runs from base 1 to 1434 and encodes 477 amino acids. Lineage: Eukaryota; Fungi; Basidiomycota; Agaricomycetes; Boletales; Suillaceae. The record is from RefSeq and is a predicted model, not a curated record.